Podospora pseudocomata is the source of this 1584-nucleotide messenger RNA. RefSeq lists its product as uncharacterized. NCBI's taxonomy places the organism in Eukaryota, Fungi, Ascomycota, Sordariomycetes, Sordariales, Podosporaceae. The record is from RefSeq and is a predicted model, not a curated record. Bases 1 to 741 code for a protein of 246 amino acids. The transcript has a single exon.
AUGGCCAGUUCUAUCAUGCCCGCUCUCGAGAUCACAUCCCCUCUGGACGACGAGGCUCCCAUCACCAGCCAGUUUUCCUGCCAGCACCACACUAUGCAACCCCUCGAGUGGCACUACGUCCCCGCCGACAGCAACCAAGGCAACAGCUUGAUCGUCGCCAUAUGGCCCACCGACACCUGCUAUCAAGGCCUCCAAACCAUGUCCCUAGCCAACACAAUGCCCACCACGAGUCGCCCCCACCGCAAUCGGCAACUCCAAGAGUCGCAGCUCAUGACUACAGCCCUUAUCCACGUCCCGCACUGCUAUCUCAACGUCACCAGUCACACCCCCGCCUCCCACCACGCCCCCGGCCUCGUCGAGCGAAUCGGCCUGCCACGGUCUCUGGUCCAAGGAUUCCUCUCCACCAUCGCCCUGCCCUCCUCCACAGCCGACGUCGUCGGUCUCAACCACCACCACCACCACGCUGCCGCCGACUUUGAGCUCGUGACAAGCGCCGUCCCCCACAUUGACGACCAAGACGACUGGGUCUUUUCUCGCUGCCUGCUGGCCGACUUUACCGGCUUUGGCGAGGAGGCGGCGGCUACGUUGACCCGCCAAGGACGGUUGUGCUGUUGGAUCAGUGUUGUCUUGGAUGGCAGCUCAGGGGUGUGGGACCUAAACUUUGUGGUGCACAGGGUAGGGGUCUGCGUCCGGGACCCGAGCUUGAGCAGGACAGGGGCUUGUGUUAGGACGGUUCACUGAUUAGGAAGACGUGGGGUUUGCGGUUCUUUCUUUUUUAGAAACAAGGUGUCUGUUUUGGAUGUUGGUUGAGGUGGUCAUGAGGACGGCCCAUUGCGACAUUGUCCCAGCUUGCGGCUAACACUGGCUAAGCUUGGGACCCUUUUCUUUCCUUUUUUGUUUCAGUUUAUGUUGGUUCUUCCAAGCAAAAGCGUUAUACAAUGGAUAUACACGGACUGGGCGGGAGGACGAAAGUUUCAAGCAUGAAACGGGUGGAUUGAGUUUUACUGGCGUAACUUUCUUUUUCUUCUGUCCUUUUUACACUCAGAAUUCACUAUGGCGACAGGGCGAUAAUGGUCAGGAUGGGCUGGGACGGAAAGAUCUGGCGUUUGUUUUCUUGCUUUUCUUUUUCUUACGAUUCGGUCAGGGGUUUUGUUAGAUCUCCUGGAUGUAUCUGUACUAUCUUAACUGCCUGGCAUGGCAUGGUAACAAGGGUGUCGCUCUGUCACAACGAAGCACGUUUCACCCCCACUCAAAGAAAGGUCACUGUAAGAUCAAAGCAAAUCAACGUAUCCGGUCUUUUAUGUCGACAAUUUUCUCUUUUUGGGGUUCCAUGAAUCGUUAUCUUUUGUCCCGGGUUGUGUGAGCAGGACAUGAUCUGGUUGGUAUGCAAGCUGCCUACCUGCGUUCAACAUCCGCAGGUGGCCGGUAUUCAAGGUACCUUGAGAGGUAGCAGGAGCCGGGAUGCCCGUUUAGUAAAGUUAGGCUGGGGUAAAUUACGACUACCAGUAGUGACAGGGAGCGGAAUGAAUGGAUAGUUCUGCUGUUUACUACAUUGGCGAUAGCCUCGCCCCGGGGGACCCCAGC